GGUGUCUGUAUGUGAAGAUGAACGGCGUCUCCCGGAGCCUGUGCACCACCACAGUCGAAGACAUCAGUGAGGACAGAGCGAAGGACAAAUACACACGACUUAGGCUGACACUGCAUGACCAGAACCAGCCCAUUUGGACCUCGGAGCAGCCCAGGAGCAAGCCAGUGGGACGGGCUUUUGCCCUUGUUCAGCCACCCAAUGAGAGGCAGCCAUUUGAAUUGGUCAAACCCACUGAAGAGAAAGUUGAGGUGAUCAAGGUAUAUCUGGAAGGACACAAAGAGGAACAGGCCAAACACCAGCAGAGUCUCAAAAUGCUGUCAGAUGAAGUGUCGCAGAUACAGGAGGUGAGGUACUGUCUCAAAACCCUGAGAGAACAGAUGGCAGCCAGGAACAACAGUAACAAUAAUCAAGCAGAGCAAAAAGUUUUAACCAAUGGCUACAGAGCUCAUGUGCCCAAGAGCCAGUGGGCCAUCUCCAAGUACAAUGACAACAGCGCCACAGCAGAAACGCAGGAUUGGGAGAAAGAGGAUGAGCAGGAGAGUGCUCGAAUGAGAGAGGUGAGCAAGCGUCUGUAUGCCCAGCUGCAGGAAGCUGAGAGGAGGCACCAGGAGGAGAGGGAGAAGCUGCGGGCGGAGAGUAGCCAAUUCAGGCAGCAGCUGAGUGAACAGGGUGAGCGGCUGCGGCAGGCAGAACAGGGUCUGGAGGAGCGUGACCAGCGCAUAGAGGACCUGCAGCGGCUGUUGGUUGGAAUGGAGGUGGAGAGUGCCACACUGCAAGAGAAAAUGAAGGAAAGGGAAGAAGAGCUGCUGAAGCUACGCACAGUCCAAGAGGAUGGCCGCAGCGAUCGCCAGAGGUCAGAGGAGCUGGAGAAGGAGCUGGCAAUACUCAAGGAGAAGAUCCACCACUUGGAUGACAUGCUGAAGAGUCAGCAGAGGAAGGUUCGACACAUGAUUGAGCAGCUGCAGAACUCAAGGACAGUGAUACAGGAGAGAGAGCGGGUCAUCCGGGAGCUCGAGGAAAAAGUGGCUUUCCUUGAAGCAGAGAACAGAGAGAUGCAUGACCAGGUGGAUUACUUUCUUGAAAGCCAGCGAACCAACUCACAUCUGUCAACAGAGCGUAAUGCACAAAUAGUCUACAGCAAGCCGCUCAGACCCUCCACAAAUGGCAACAAGUCACUGCCGUUCAUUAAAGUCAUCGAGAUCAAGUCGUGAGCAGCAAGCAGAAAGAAUAUGGUCACGUCAGUGCUACAGGUUCACAACAUGCAAACCAGCAGCAUUGCAGCAUCCUGGAGCACCAUAUUUGUGCACAGUUCACACUCAACACAGACUUGCUUUGCAUA
Messenger RNA from Scleropages formosus (Asian bonytongue), 1339 nucleotides. RefSeq names its product tuftelin 1a (gene tuft1a). The record is from RefSeq and is a predicted model, not a curated record. The coding region runs from base 18 to 1211 and encodes 397 amino acids. Gene Ontology annotation, biological process: intracellular signal transduction. Gene Ontology annotation, cellular component: intracellular anatomical structure. Lineage: Eukaryota; Metazoa; Chordata; Actinopteri; Osteoglossiformes; Osteoglossidae. The transcript is spliced from 12 exons.